Oreochromis aureus is the source of this 1803-nucleotide messenger RNA. RefSeq names its product farnesyltransferase, CAAX box, alpha (gene fnta). The record is from RefSeq and is a predicted model, not a curated record. Gene Ontology annotation, molecular function: CAAX-protein geranylgeranyltransferase activity; protein farnesyltransferase activity. Gene Ontology annotation, cellular component: CAAX-protein geranylgeranyltransferase complex; cytoplasm; protein farnesyltransferase complex. Gene Ontology annotation, biological process: protein geranylgeranylation; protein farnesylation. The transcript has 9 exons. NCBI's taxonomy places the organism in Eukaryota, Metazoa, Chordata, Actinopteri, Cichliformes, Cichlidae. Bases 96 to 1226 code for a protein of 376 amino acids.
UUCCCAGCAGCACUUAAAGGCAACUUUUUCCGCUACACCGGAUAUGACGUUUACUUUCAACGGAGCACAACUGCGAUUAAGCUAAGUAGUUAGCAAUGUCGGGCAUUGAGGAAACAGUUGAAUCUGUACAAGUUAACGAAGACAAAGAGUUUGAUGUAGAGGUCGAGGAGCACAUCGAGGAUGAAUUUGCUGUUGACCCGACUCGAUACAUAUUUUACAGAGACAGAAAGGAGUGGGCUGACCUGGAGCCUGUUCCACAGGAUGAUGGACCAAAUCCUGUAGUGAAGAUCGCCUACUCGGAAAAGUUCUCAGAUGUCUACGACUAUUUCCGUGCCCUACUAAAGAAUGAUGAAAAAACUGAGCGGGCUUUCGCUCUGACUGCAGAUGCCAUUGACCUAAAUGCUGCAAAUUACACUGUCUGGCACUACAGGCGAGUACUCCUGCAAGCCCUGUCGAAGGACCUAAAGGAGGAGAUGAAGUACAUUACUAACAUUAUUGAAGAGCAACCCAAAAACUAUCAAGUCUGGCAUCACAGACGUAUGGUGGUCGAGUGGUUGAAUGACCCCUCAGAGGAACUCCGGUUCAUCGCAGACAUUCUCAGCCAAGAUGCAAAGAACUACCACGCUUGGCAGCACAGACAGUGGGUCAUCCAGGAGUACAAACUGUGGGACAACGAGCUGGAGUUUGUGGAGAAUCUGUUGGAGGAAGAUGUGAGGAACAACUCUGCAUGGAACCAGAGGCAUUUUGUGAUUUCUCACACUACAGGCUUUUCAGAUCCAGCUGUAGUGGAGAGAGAGAUUCAAUAUUGCCUGAACCAGAUCAGGAAGGCUCCCCAUAAUGAAAGUGCAUGGAAUUAUUUGAAAGGGAUGCUGCAAGACCGAGGUCUGUCAUCUCAGCCAGGUCUGCUGGAGAGGGUGCUGGAGCUAAAGGAGACACAUUGUUCACCUUACCUUCUAGCAUUUCUGUUUGAUUGCUAUGAGGAUGCCUUAGAGAACAUCACCCAAAAAGAAAAGGUAGAAGAGGAGGAGCAAAAGGAAACUUUAAGAAAGGCUCUAGAAAUUUGUCGACUACUGGCACAGGAGAAGGACACCAUCCGUAAAGAGUACUGGGAGUUUUUGGGACGUUCUUUAAGGAACAAAUAUGGAAACGGUGCUCUCUCUGAUGAGCCCAUGGCAGAAAAUCCUGAGCCAUCCAUCUCAGCAUCACAGUCGCAGGAGGCUAGCUAGGUCUCCUGGGGACUCGCACCAUUUCCACUCCCUGCCCUGCUUCAUCGCUGCCCUGCUGUCCGCAGAAUCAACUCCUGGAGCUUGAUAUUACUGUAAAUGGCUAUAAUUUAUAUUUCUGAACAAGGUUUGAGAAAUAACCACAGACAUAAGGUCACCUAGAGUCUGAAAUACACGUGACAGCUGCAUCAGAAAGUCUUUAAAAGAAUGAGGGAGUUAAGUUUUGUCUCACACCUGGAAGUGAGUCUUUUAGCCAGUAUAUCAUCAGCUUUAGAUUUAUUAACUGGCUGUUCUUCUUCUUUGUUUCAACUUGAAUAUGUGUUUUGUAUGUUGUCAUGGAUUCAGCUGCACCCCUGUGAGUGUGACAUUUAUGUUGUUUUACAGCUUUUUGUUAUUUUUAAUUCAUGGAACUGACAUGUUAGUGACCGGACUUCAAAGUAAGACUUCAUUUGGACUUUUGGUUACAUGCAAACCCAUUUUUCACAUAAAUAUAAAGGAAAAUAUUUGUUUUGGACGGGGAAUUCAUCUGCUUGUGUUUUACGGAAAGAUGAGAAAUAUAAGUUUGGAAUAACAGCAGUGA